ACCGGGAUCGGGAGCACCGGGACCCGGCGCCAGGGAUCCGGGCAUGGCCCUGCCGGGGAGCUGAGCGCAGGUUGGGAAGUGACCCAGGAGCUGCCACGAGAUCCACAAGCAAAGACCAAGGGAUUCCUGGUGCGGAUCCAUCCGGGAGCAGCCUCCAUUGAGAUGGAGAAGCAGGAGGAGACGCGGGAGAUCCUGCUCCCCAACUGGCAGGGCAGCGGCUCUCACGGCAUCACCAUUGACCACACGGAUGAUGGAGUCUUUGUCAAGCGGGUGCAGCAGAACUCACCGGCUGCCAGGAUGGGAGUCGUGAGGGAAGGUGACCAGAUCAUCAGUGCCACAGUUUACUUUGAGAACCUGCCGUCGGGGGAGGUGGCUCAGCUGCUCAGCACCAUGGGGCAGCACACGCUGGGGCUGCGCCUGCAGCGCAGGGGGGACCGGUCCCCAGUGCAGCCCUGGGGCCAGGAUGUCCUCAUGGGGGGCAGCAGCCCCGAGGUGGUGCUGAGUGGGGAUGAUGAGGAGUACCGCAGGAUCUACACCACCAAGAUCAAGCCGCGGCUGCGGUCGGAGGAGGGGCUGGAGCCGGAGGGCGCCGGGAUGCAGAGCAGCACCAUCACCGUCACCAAGCGGGUGACAGCCUACACCGUGGAUGUCACCCGCCGCGACGGGGCUACAGGCGGCGAUGGAGCCACAGGCGGCGAUGGAGCCGACAUCAAGGUCCUCAUCCCCACCAUGGAAACCAGUGUGGAUCCAGGGACAGCCACCAUGGAUGCUCCGUGUGCGCUGGGAACAGCCGGGAUAACGGUGUCGGGACCGAUGGAUGCUGCUGGGGGGGGAUCCAUUGUGGUGGAGGUACCGGGAUGCGCCGGCUCCGGCUCCAUGCCGGUGAGGGCCCCGGGAGGCUCCGUCACCAUUGGACAAGCAGGAUUCCAGGUCAAGGGGUUGGAUGGGAAAGGCUCCGGUUCCAGUAUGGAUGCGCAAGGGGGGAUGCUCCCAAGUGCUGCUGCUGCCCCUGGUGUGCAUGGGGGGAUCCAGGCUCCCACUGUGGAUGUUUCCUUCCCGGCCAUGGAAAACCAGGCUCUGGAUAUGGGAAAAAUCCAGAUUCCCGUGUUGAAAAUGCCCAAAUUUGGGUUCCCAGUGUCCGGAUCUGAUGUUCCGGCACCAGCUCCGGUCAUGGACGUCCCCAUCUCAUCCAUCCAAGUCACAGGACCUGGAAUCCCAUCUGCUUCCAUUGAGAUCCCAUCCCCGGUGGGGCUGAAGGGGGCGGUGAAAGGCCCCAGUGUGGAGCUCCCAGCAGCCCCCAUUGACAUUCCCAGUGCCAAAGGGAAGCUCCAUAUACCCGACGUGAGCCUCCCACAGGGUCCUGGUGUGGAAGUGGCUCUGCCCAAGGGGGAUGUUGGUGUUGCC
Melopsittacus undulatus (budgerigar) is the source of this 1404-nucleotide messenger RNA. RefSeq names its product neuroblast differentiation-associated protein AHNAK-like. Gene Ontology annotation, cellular component: costamere; cytoplasm; nucleus. The annotation marks the transcript as partial. Lineage: Eukaryota; Metazoa; Chordata; Aves; Psittaciformes; Psittaculidae. Gene Ontology annotation, biological process: regulation of RNA splicing. The record is from RefSeq and is a predicted model, not a curated record. Gene Ontology annotation, molecular function: protein binding. The transcript has 5 exons.